Solanum tuberosum (potato) is the source of this 3141-nucleotide messenger RNA. Its product is annotated as zeatin O-glucosyltransferase-like. The record is from RefSeq and is a predicted model, not a curated record. The transcript has a single exon. Gene Ontology annotation, molecular function: UDP-glycosyltransferase activity. NCBI's taxonomy places the organism in Eukaryota, Viridiplantae, Streptophyta, Magnoliopsida, Solanales, Solanaceae. The coding region runs from base 433 to 1854 and encodes 473 amino acids.
AUGAUGAGGAUGUAAAUUCGACUGAGAUUACAAUGACAACUAUCUCAGUAUCUUUAAUACUUACGUGGGUGUAUACUUUUUUUUUCUUCAAAUAAUAUUUUUAUGGUCUGCCUUUGCUGUUGGUUUUUCCUCCAUUUUGUAUAAAACUCAACCAGUUGCUGUUGGUUUUACUGAUAGACAACAAAGGAUUUGAUUGUGACUACUUUAAGUAAUACAUUUUGCAGCAAUAUGUCAAAUAACAGAAGUUAAAAAAUUUCAAUAUCUUUUUAACAAUUAAGCUUUCUAGCAGCCGGCCAGAUAAUUCUAGUUGUUGGAUUCAUGCAUUAGACAUAAUCCUUAUAAGAUCAUCUAUGUUUUUCUCCUACAUAUAACUCAAGGCACUUCAGAAACGGCAGACACUCAUCAAACUACAAAAUUUCUAAGCAUUUCCCAAUGGCCGAGAACUACCCCAUAAAAAGCGAUGGCAAAAAGGGUGUUCAGGAUGCACAAGUGGCAGUGGUUAUGGUGCCACUUUCAGCACAAGGCCAUCUCAACCAGCUUCUCCACCUCUCGAGGCUCAUCACCUCGUAUAAUAUCCCAGUCCAUUAUGUUGGAGCAACCACUCAUAUUCGCCAGGCUAAGUUUCGUGUCCAUGGCUUCGAUCCUGUCACAGCUAAAAAUCUAUAUUUUCAUGAAUUCCCUACACCACCUUUUGAAAAUCCCCCUCCAAAUCCUAAUGCUUCAAAUAAAUUUCCUAACCAAUUAAUCCCUUCAUUUUAUGCAACAAUCCAUCUCCGUGAGCCAGUGUGCUCUCUUGUACGCCAACUACUAGGCGUCAAUCAUCGGAGAGUGAUUGUUAUUUAUGAUUCUAUGAUGAGUUGGGUAGUAGAGGAUGUGCCAGCAAUUCCAAAUGCUGAGUGCUACUGUUUUAAUAGUAUCUCAGCUUUCCAUACGUUUUCAUGCAUCUGGGAAUCCAGAGGAAAACCUUUACAAGCUGGAACAGAAAUAUUUGAGGGCAUUUCAUCAAACAAAAACUGUGCUACCCCAGAGUUAUGGGAAUUAUGGAGGAAACAAGAAGCCCUAAUGAGGAAAGUUAGCUCCGGAGAACUUUACAAUUCAUCUAGAGUAAUUGAAGGUUUAUACCUUGAUUUAGUAGCCAAAGAAAAUGAUGGACUAAACCAAUGGGCUCUUGGUCCAUUCAAUCCGUUGUUGUCUGAGCAGAACAAAAACUCAAAUAAACACCAUCAAACCCUGUAUUGGCUUGACAAACAAGAAACAAACUCGGUAAUAUAUGUGUCUUUUGGAACAACUACUUCCUUGUCGAAUGAAGAAAUUGAAGAACUCGCUGUUGGAUUAGAGAAAAGUAUGCAAAAGUUCAUUUGGGUCCUCAGAGAUGCUGACAAAGGAGAUGUGUUUGCAGGUGAAGAAAGGAGAGCUCAAUUGCCUGAUGGUUAUGAAGAGAGGCUAAAAGGAAGAGGAAUUAUUGUAAGAGAUUGGGCACCUCAGUUGGAAAUUUUGGCACAUCCUUCCACAGGUGGUUUUAUGAGUCAUUGCGGAUGGAAUUCGUGCAUGGAAAGCAUUUCUAUGGGAGUUCCUAUAGCAGCUUGGCCAAUGCAUUCAGAUCAACCAAGGAAUUCUCAGUUAGUAACUAAGUUCCUAAAAAUCGGCCUAAUUGUGAGGCAUUGGGCAUGUCGAGAUGAAUUGGUUACAUCAGAAAUAGUUGAAAAUGCUGUAAGAACUUUGAUGGCUUCACCUGAGGGAGAUGAAAUGAGGAAGAGAGCAUCAGAAUUAAGUAAUGUUGUCAAACAAUCAGUGGUGGAUGGGGGUGUUAACCGUGAGGAGAUGGAUUCUUUUAUCACUCACAUUACUCGAUAAGUUUCCCAUCUAGAUUAAUUUCAUCAAUGGUCAUCGAACUAAGCAUUUAUUGCAUGAAAGUGUGGCUUUGAUGAAGUCAGUUAUGAAAAAUUGGUAAUUCAAUCAUAUUUAGAGGACACUAAUGUAUUUUUCUUUAUAUUUUACUUUCUUCAUUUUGUCUAUGUUCCACCAAAAUCAUAGCUUAUACUUCAACAACCAUCUUUCUCUCUCUCUCUCUGUUUCUCUCUUUGUUGUAGGGUGGCGUCUGGUUGAGUGAGGACUAAUAUAUGUGUAAUAUUAGUUAUCCGUGAAACACAUAAUUUUACUUGUAUUUUUCCUUUACUAAAAUUUUAAAGAGUUUAUUAGCAGGAUAAUAAACUACAACAACAUGGCCGGCCACUAGCUAGGCCAAUAUCCCUGUGAAUCAAAUAUGUGAGAAAUGAGGCAUUCCUCUGUUCUCCUUAACAUUAACUUCAUAGAUCCAAAAUAUACGUAUACUGUAAUAUGUAGUAACAGUUACUCCUUGUUUCAUUUCUCUACGAGGUCCAACUUGAUAUAUUUUGUUGUGAAUCAAGUCGACUUUGUACGGGCUUAUGUGUUAGAAGUAGCGAAUGAGGUUGAUUUGGAUGGGAUAAUUGGGCCGCGUAAAAUAUUAGAGAGUUUUUUUUGGGAUUCAGGCCCAAUUAUCAAUUGGUUAAAUAGGAAUAGGAGUUAGACAAAAAGGUUAUGUGUAUUAUGAAGAAACUGUCUUUUCCUCUCAUUUUCUUUCUAGAGUCUUAACUUCUCAUCCUCAUUCUUAUGUCUAUCUUUAGUUACUUGUUAUUUCAGUACUUCUCUUUGUAAAUCAAGUGUUGUUAUUAUAAUUUGGUUAUCAAUGGAUAUAAGGUUUAUGUAUCUGUAUUGAGAAUUUGGGUUUGUUUCAUAUUCGUUUUUCUUACUCACCAAAGAGCCCAAGUUCAAAUCUUGGCACAUUCUUUUGUCUUUUAUUGAUUUCUCGGUCUUCUAUGCGACUAGCCAAGUAGUCAUAUUCAUUCCUGUUGACACGAAUAGCAACGAAAGAGAAGGAAAUGACAUUUACAGAAGUUGAUUCACAGUUGAAUACUUCAAUCCCAUCAGCUAAUCUAAGCAAGAACCUGGAACUAAAGGAGGAUCUUUAUCCAGCAGUGUAAGUUCUACACUAUGGGCCUUAAUGUGCUCCAUAUCUAUCAAAUUUUCCUCGUAUACCAAACACAUCGAAUACAGGAUUGAACUGAAUCAAACUAACAAAAUUAACAAGUAACUAUGAAUGUGAUUUAGAAAUUAAGUCUA